Molecule: messenger RNA, 726 nt
Organism: Penicillium canariense
Lineage: Eukaryota; Fungi; Ascomycota; Eurotiomycetes; Eurotiales; Aspergillaceae
Product: phosphoribulokinase/uridine kinase family protein
Exons: 1
Coding region: 1-726 (241 amino acids)
Cellular component (GO): cytoplasm
Molecular function (GO): kinase activity; ATP binding
Source: RefSeq, a predicted model, not a curated record
AUGGAGUCCGAAUACAACAGGCUAGCAGAUACUAUUCGCCAUCAAGCGAGCGUCCACCGAAAACCACGCUAUCUCGUCACCAUCGCAGGUGUGCCAGGCUCCGGCAAGACCACCACAGCCCAGGCCGUCGUCCAACAUCUCAACAAAGACCCCCAGAUCCACGCGGCCCUGCUGUCAAUGGAUGGAUUCCACCUCUCCCGGUCCGAAUUAGAUGCAUUCCCGAAUCCAAAAGAAGCACACAUGCGGCGCGGUGCACCAUGGACAUUCGAUGUAACCCGUUUUGUCGAUUUCAUGCACCGCCUGCGAAUCUGGGCCGACCAGACACCGCUGGCGACGCCUUCGUCUGAGUCUCUGUCUUCAUCAGACGUCAUCAAAGCGCCGGCAUUCGACCACGAGGUCAAAGACCCCGUCGAAGACGGGAUUGCGAUCACAUCCGUGACGAACAUCAUCAUCGUCGAGGGGAAUUAUCUUCUCCUCAACGAGCCGGGGUGGCGCGAUCUCGCAAGCUUGGUGGACUACCGGGUCUUUGUAGAUACGGAUCUGCAAGAGGCGCGGGAGCGGACGGCGAAGAGGCAUGUUAUGGCGGGUAUUGAGAAGACGUUGGAGGAUGGGUAUCGGCGCGUUGACAGUAAUGAUUAUUUAAAUGGGGUAUCGAUCCGGGAGAAGUUGAUUGGGCCGGAUUUGGUGCUGAAGAGUGUGAGGGUUAAUGCUGAAAGGGCGGGAUAG